Anthostomella pinea is the source of this 696-nucleotide messenger RNA. The record is from the annotation of a GenBank genome assembly. Lineage: Eukaryota; Fungi; Ascomycota; Sordariomycetes; Xylariales; Xylariaceae.
AUGUCCGACAUGCCCGUCACAGAGGUCGCCUACUUCACUCUACAGCCCAAUGCGGACUUGGCACCCAUUGCAGAAGCGGAGAAGACCCUCAUCCAGCAACCGGGAUGUAUCAGCGUUCGCAGUUCGCGACUGCAUGAAGAUGCCAAUAAGCUGCUCGUCUUGGUGGAUUGGGCGUCUGUCUCUUCACAUCACGCAUUUGAAGCCAACGAGGCUGUCCAUGCCCCAUCCCUCGCUUCUCUUCAGUCAGUCAUGGCAAGGCAUAUGACGCCAUACCACGCAACUCUGUUGCCAUACCCGCCCACAGUGCUGGAUAACGCCGAUGGCAAAGGCGCCGCGGUCACAAACGUGACCGAGUUCGCAGAGUUCUACUUCAGGGGCGGUGACGUACUCACGCCGGAGAAGAUGAUGAGCGAGACGAAGACCAUUCUGGAGUUCCUGAAACUGCUUCGGGCAGCCAACCCAGAAGGCUUCAGCGGUGAGACCGCCACCGGAUGGGCGAUGGGGGAGGUCGAGUACAACGAGAAGAAGUGUCGCAUUCUAGUCCUGGCUAUCGGAUGGGAUAGCCUGGCCGCGCACUUACGGUUCCGCGAUUCGGAGGACUUCGCACGGAUUGUCCCGCUGCUGAGGGCGUUCGAGGACUUGGAGACUGUCAAGAUGUGCCAUGUGAGCAAUCACACUCUGGCGGCAACUGGGUGA